Molecule: messenger RNA, 806 nt
Organism: Balaenoptera ricei (Rice's whale)
Lineage: Eukaryota; Metazoa; Chordata; Mammalia; Artiodactyla; Balaenopteridae
Gene: CFAP97D1
Product: CFAP97 domain containing 1
Exons: 6
Coding region: 1-486 (161 amino acids)
Biological process (GO): sperm axoneme assembly
Source: RefSeq, a predicted model, not a curated record
AUGAACAAUUCCCUGGAUUAUCUAGCCUACCCUGUAAUCGUCUCUAAUCAUAGACAGAGCACAUCAUUCAGGAAGAAACUGGACUUUGGCCACUACGUAUUUCAUAAGAAUAGAAUACAAAUAGUGAAGCCUACUGUUGAUACCAAGCCUCCAGUGGUGCACACACAUCACAUUUUAAAACUGAGCAAACUACAGGGUGAACAAAAGAGAAUCGACAAAAUCGAAUAUGAAAACAAGCAACUGUGUCAGAAAAUUGCCAACGCCCACCGCGGCCCCGCCAAGGUGGAUUGCUGGAACGAAUAUUUUUCCAAGAGCUUAAACAGAGAAACAAGGAACCGGGAGCUAGUGAGAAUCACCAUGGAAAACCAGGGCAUUCUGAAGAGGCUUGGUGAUCGCAAACCCCACUAUGACCGCAGGUCGUUGGAGUUAGACUGGCAGAAUUCAAGGCGCUAUAUCAGAAAUACAACCAAAUAUCCUCUCUCCUGAGAUGAAUAGGUUACUCACCAUGGAAAAGACAAGAGAAGGCCCUAGGAUUUCUUAGCUGCUUAGGAUUUCAAGACACUCCUAAGUGGCUGAAUGCUAGGUCUUAGGAUGCUACAAUAAAGCUUGGAACAUAAAAUGAGUAAGUUACAUUUAAAGUACCCAUUUAAAUGUAAAUGUACCCAUUAAAUGUAAAGUUACAUUUAAUGAGAGAGAGAAAGAGACAACUUUUUAAAACACACACCAUCACCACCACCCCUGGGGGAAGAAUAGGUGGGGUGUGAUGACCCAGCCACAAGUUCAGCUCUGUCAAAAUGGAAAACAAA